AUGGCCCAUCUUUCCAACCCUCUAGCAACAGCAGAGCAGCUAUACCAAAAAACUUCAGAUAAUUCUCUUCCAAUUGAGAUCCAAGAUGGCAUUCGCUUCUACACGGCCCGCCUUACACAAGCUGCGGGCCUGCUUUUGCGCCUCGGCCAGGAUAUAACAGCGCAAGCCAACGUCCUCCUCUUCAGGUACUGGCUCGUGGAUGGUUUUAUGAACCAUGAAUUCAGCGACGUCUCAGCAUCAAUAAUCUACCUAACCGCCAAAAUAUCCGCCUCGCCCCGCUCCCUCCGCAGCAUAACAAACGUUUACGCCUACCUCCUCUCCCCAUCUUCCCCAUUAAAUUCAAAACCCGAGUCCCUCAAGACAGCAAAACCACCGAAUCCAGAAUCCUACUACCUCUCCGAAACCAGAUACAUAACAUUCCGCAACCGGCUUCUCCACAUCGAAGGCCAAAUCCUCAACGCCCUAGGUUUCAACACACAUGUCGCCCUCCCACAUCCCCUCGCGAUCACCUAUCUCCAAACGCUUGAUGUAUUCUCUUCGUCCAUACGCAAGGGGCUAGGGAAAGAAGUUGCGAAACGCACGAUAGAAUAUCUCAAUACCGCGCUCCUUAGUCCGCAGAUGCUGUAUUUGACUCACCAGCCUGCUAGUUUGGCCACUGCUGCGAUCUAUUUGGCAGCGAAAGAUAGCGGGAUUAAACUGCCCGAUGUCGAGUGGUGGGAGGUUUUUGAUUGUGAGAGGGAGGAGUUGGGGUUUCUGGCUGUGGGGAUGGGGAGUUUGGAGGGUAUUGUUAGGAGGGAAGUAGAGAGGUGGGGUGAGAAGGGCGUUAUUAGCAGGAGUGAUGUGAGGGAGGAGCUUGGGAGGAUGGGUGUGGGCAAUGGGAAUAAGAAUGGGAUUCGGGAUUCGAAGGAAGGGGAGGAUGAGGAGGCGGAGAUGGCGAGGAUGUUAGAUGAGAAGAUCCCGGAGACGUCUUGA
Venustampulla echinocandica is the source of this 972-nucleotide messenger RNA. RefSeq lists its product as uncharacterized. Gene Ontology annotation, biological process: regulation of transcription by RNA polymerase II. The record is from RefSeq and is a predicted model, not a curated record. Bases 1 to 972 code for a protein of 323 amino acids. Lineage: Eukaryota; Fungi; Ascomycota; Leotiomycetes; Helotiales; Pleuroascaceae. The transcript has 2 exons. Gene Ontology annotation, molecular function: cyclin-dependent protein serine/threonine kinase regulator activity. Gene Ontology annotation, cellular component: nucleus.